GAAGUGUAAAAAUAUGGAGUCUCUAUUGACCAGUUUUAAUUGUGAGUAGUGAGGACGCUUUUGAAUGGUUUAUUGAGAAUUAGAAGGUUUAUAAUAGUUUUGGAAUUGUUUGAUGAGUGGGUGAACGUGGAUAUUGGACCUGAUUCUUAUACUUGUUCGGCUGGAUUGCAGCUUUUUAAUGAAAUGAUUGAAUUGGCUAGUAGAUGGGUUAAGAAAGCAAGGAAAGGUUGAUGAUGCUUAUAAUUUGGUUGUUCAGAAGGGGAAGGUUUGAUAGAAUGAUAGAGGCUGGCAUAGCAGAAACUGUAUAUGCAUACAACUCCAUGAUAAAUGGCCAAUGCAUGUUUGGUCAUUUGAGUGCCGCCGAGUCUUUGUUCGCUCGGAUGAUCAAUAAAGGUUUGAAGCCUACUGUGACAACCUUUACGCCGUUGAUUAGUACAUAUUGCAAAGAUCUACAACUACGAAAAGCAUUCCAACUGUAUGCCCCAAAUGUGUAUACCUUCACUGCGCUUAUUUCUGGGUUUUGCAGUGCAAAUAAUAUGGCUGAAGCAUCCAAACUUUUUGUUGAAAUGGUGGAAAAGAAAAUCACCCCAAAUGAGGUAACAUAUAAUGUUAUGAUUGAAGGGUAUUGUAGGAGUGGUAAAAUUGACAAGGCGUUUGAAUUACUUGAUGAGAUGCUUCAGAAAGGCCCUGUUCCGGACACAUAUACCUACAGACCUCUUAUCAGUGGCCUUUGUUCUGCUGGCAGGGUUUCAGAUGCUAAAAAUUUUGUUGAUGUUCUACACAAACAGGACCGUAAAUUAAACGAGAUGUGCUAUAGCGCACUUCUACAUGGUUAUUGCCGGGAAGGUAGAUUGGUGGAGGCGUUGAGUGCUGCUUCUGAGAUGAUUCAAAGAGGAAUCAAUUUAGAUUUGGUUUGCCAUGCUGUUCUCAUCCACGGUUCACUGAAGCAACUAGAUAGGAAAACACUAUUUGGUCUCUUAAAACAGAUGCAGGAUCAUGGUUUGAAACCUGAUAAUGUAAUAUAUACAAGUAUGAUCAUGUAAUAUAUACUAGAGAUAAGCUGGCCCUUCAAGGGUAUGUUAUUUAAUU
Arachis ipaensis is the source of this 1089-nucleotide messenger RNA. RefSeq lists its product as uncharacterized. The record is from RefSeq and is a predicted model, not a curated record. NCBI's taxonomy places the organism in Eukaryota, Viridiplantae, Streptophyta, Magnoliopsida, Fabales, Fabaceae. Gene Ontology annotation, molecular function: protein binding.